AUGAAGAUAGGGGAAAAACCCAACGUGGGGACCCCCCCCCGGGGGAGACACUCAAAUGGUGAGCACUCUAAAUGGAGACAAAAAAAAAAUGGCCAAGACGCACAGGAAAGUGCAAAUAUCAGUGAGGAGAAAAAGAAGAAAGGUAAAAAAAAGAAAAAAAAAAAUGAUCCCCCUCCUGAAGGGGGUAGACGCAAACGUUUGGACAGCGUACCAGGGGAUGGGUCAAACCGCGUGCACCAUUUGAAAAAAACAUACACGUUAAUAGAAGGGGGUGCCUCUCCACAGCAUUUUGGAGGCCUCACCGAACUGGAGGAGGACAGUUUCGAGGGGGCCCUCUCCAGUGAAAACUCGAGUGCACCAUGCGAUAAGGCAGAAGCAACCAAUUGCAGCUUUGGUGCGGAUAAGAUGAGUACCCAGGAGACACCCCCCAUGAGAGAGUUACCAAGGGGAAAUACAACCAGGGAGAACCCGCCCAAUCCUCCUAGCGGCGAACGUAGAGUGGAGAAGACCCCCAACUGCUGGCAGAGUGAGGUGUACAAGACCGUUGGAAGAAGUUGCAAUGGGGAAGCGAGCAGGACCGCUACCAACAUGGGGGAUGCCAAUCAGGGCGCUACCAACGAAGGUGCAACCAACGAAGGUGCAACCAACGGCGUCACCCAUGGUAGCUCCCCCGUUGCUGAAGAGCGCCCCCCGGAAGGCCAGCACCCAAAGAGGGACACCCCGAGCGACGGUGCUAACAACGGGGACGGCGAAGAGGGCGACAAACGUGCGUCCACCCCCGCAGCGGCAGGCCCACCCAAAAACGAAAUUGAAGAAUUAAAAGGAGAAAUAAAAAAAGAAUUAUACAACAGGUUAAGCAUCGCUCUAGACAUCAACAUGAGUCUUAACGAAAACGAAAAAUAUUAUGACCUUUUUAAAAAAAAAAAAAAAUUCCAAAAAUACAUUAUGAAUAGCUGCAAAUUUGUUAUAAUCCUGGGGAAGCACCUGAACCUCUCCUUCUCUACCAUUUCAAUCGCCCUGUAUUACCUGCACAAGUAUCACGAGAAGGUUUUGAAGAGGAAGAAAAAUGCGCUGCCCUACUUGGUAGGUGGCGCUUGCAUAUUCCUGGCAUGGAAGAUGAGGGAGGAUAUGGAAAACCUGAGGAAGUCGAAAAAGCUCUACGACAUUCCGAAGAUGAUUUUUAAGUUGCUUAAUUAUUUUGACAAGAAAAAAAAAAUAAAAAAAAAAAUGAGGGAGCUGCAAGUUGGCAUGGUGCUGAGUGGGUGCGCCUACCGGAGGUGGGAGGACCUUUCGGAUGAGCACACCCUCGGUUCGACCGCGGGGGAUGUUAGAAGCGUUAGAAGCGCGAAGAAUGCGGGAAACGCGACAAACGCGGGACACACAGCAAAGGGGGAAGGGGCAAGUGCAAGGCGCCGGGGAGAAGAAGCCCGCCCCCCGGGAGAGGCAUCCCAAAGAGGGACUCCCCCCCGCAGCGGGAAAAAAAAGAGAAAACUCUCCCCCAGGGGAGAGGCGAAGAGGUCCUCCGUGGAACCGGGCCAAAGGAGCAGCCUGCACCGAGACCUGGCCCAGAUAAAGCGCAUCAUCAACGCGGGCUACGUCUCUGAUGUGAAUAACAUAAGCCACGCGAGCGACUGCUUCAGCGCGUACCUCUCCGAGUGCAACAGUGGGGACGUCUCCGAGUAUGAGGUGGGGGGUGCAGAUCUGCGCGACGAUCCGCGUGAUGAGCGGCCUCCUGACCAGCGUGAUGAGCUGCCACCUGACCAGCUUGACGAUCCGCGUGAUGAGCGGCCUCCUGACCAGCCUGAUGAGCUGCCCCCCGACCCGCGUAACGAACAGACGUACCUGACCCGCUUCCAACAGCUGUGCAAGCGCGAGAAGCGAAGAAUCCACAUCUCGGCCUCCAAGUGGGUCCUAAACAACUCGGGGCAGAAGCUCCAGCUCAUGCAGAAGGUCCUCAUUUACUACGAAGGGGAAAUUCUGAAAAGCAUUAACUACUUCCUAAAGCCAGACAGAUUUUCCUUCGACUUGUUGCCAUCGUUCGUAGCCAGCUUUGCAAACAUCAUGAAGGGCUACGUGGAGCAGGACGAGGUAGCCAGUCUGCAAAAAAUCGCCUCCCUCAGUGUGCUAGACUUUUAUAAAACGCCUCUCUGCUUGGUCUUCACUUCUAAAGAGAUCAUGGUGGCUUGCAUCCUCCGAGCGUACACGUCGUUGAAGUGGAUCUGCGGCCAGCUGGACCUGCGGGAUGGGUCUCUCCAGGAUUUCGAAAAGAAGGCCACCCUCUUCACCCAGCACGUCAGUUUGAAGAACCCCAUCAGGUGA
Messenger RNA from Plasmodium vivax (malaria parasite P. vivax), 2319 nucleotides. RefSeq lists its product as hypothetical. Gene Ontology annotation, biological process: regulation of transcription by RNA polymerase II. NCBI's taxonomy places the organism in Eukaryota, Apicomplexa, Aconoidasida, Haemosporida, Plasmodiidae. Gene Ontology annotation, cellular component: nucleus. Bases 1 to 2319 code for a protein of 772 amino acids. Gene Ontology annotation, molecular function: cyclin-dependent protein serine/threonine kinase regulator activity. The record is from RefSeq and is a predicted model, not a curated record. The transcript has 2 exons.